GAAGAAAGGAACGAACCCAGCCCAGCUCACCCCAACAACACACAAUCCCAGCACCCAAAAACCCCCACCGAACUGCUCUAGUUAACGCUCAUCUGACUUUUCCUUUCCAUACUCAACAUAGUCUCAUCCAACAAGCCUCUUCCUCUCAUUCUCAUCUUGCCCAGCGUCCUGCAUCUCAUAUUUCCCCUUCCUUGUCUUCUUUUAUUCAGUCUUUGCAUUUCAUCCCCCUCCUCGUAGCUUUCAGCACGGGAUCGGAUGCCGCCUCCCAACAAAGCAUGCAUAUAUCUUCUCGUAUCUCAUCAUCAUGACGCCGGACCCCAAACCCGCCGCCAACAGGAACCCGAGACCUCUUGCUCCUAAGACUGCUGAAGUGCAGAAGACGGGUGAAGAAGAUGGGAUCAAGCGCAAGCAGCCAAAGAGUCGUAAUGGCUGCCUAACUUGCAAAGCGAAAAGAAUGAAGUGCGAUGAAGCGAAACCCUCAUGUCAACAAUGUACCCGUCGUGGAAUUCCCUGCGGUGGCUACAAAAAGGAUCUCAAAUGGAAAGCCUUUGGCCAGCCUCGGGCCCAAAACCCGAACCCAGCAUCGCGCCCUUCGGGAGCAUCCAAAUCCAACGCCGAGCGUAGCAAUGAUCAAUCAUUGCCUCUUGGCUCUCCUACUUCUGGCAAUGUGAACGAAGCCUUCGGUAGGAUGAGCGGCAACAAUCCUAUCAACAUCCCCUCGCAGUCUUCUCACCACCAAAGACAGCCUUCGGGUAGCUUGCCACAUCAGGCGAGUACCAAUUCCAACCCGCCUUCAGAAAGACUGGUCACACCCAUCGAUCAACGUUCCAAUGGAAGUUGGAAUUUCUCUCCUAAUGCCACAUGGCUCGAUUCAGACGUACUGUUGGCAGGCCUGGCAGAAGAUGUUGACUUGGGAGAUCAGCAACAUGUUUCCCCUCUUAACGAUCUCGAGUUCCUGGAUCGAGAGACUUCCAGGGAGGCACAAGAUCAUUUCGAUUGGCGUUCAUACGGUUUCGACACUUUCGAUGCAUUACUGGAGCAAGCUGCGCCGUCACCUCUUGUUACACAGGACGAUUUCCACAUGGACGACAUUCCCAACUUUAAUGUGCCGCCUCGGCCUCUGUGGCGACCUCCGCCCCGUUCCGCGUCUGUGAACGAACAGGAUUGGAACGAAAUCUUCCGGCAGCCUCAAUUCCAGAAUGCCACUCCAGAGAUCAUCUCCACUGUAUUUCACCAAUACACCAGCCGCAUCUUAUCGAUUGAGGACGACGAUGGGGUGAACCCGUGGAAGGAGUACGUUUGGCCACUUGCUAAAGAGUAUCCUGCACUGUAUCAUGCUGUUGCUGCAAUGACGUGCUAUCAUAUGAGCCGCGCCCAACCAGACCUUCGUACACAAGCGAUCGGACAUGUCCAAUGCAGUAUGGAAAACCUAGCUGCUAACAUUGACAGUGGUACGAUUUCUCUUGAUGCUGCGCUGGCUGCGUCCCUAGCUCUUGCUUGGGCAGAGGCUUGGGAUUGUACCAGACCCACUGGAAAACACCACAUUGACGGAGCGCGGGCACUCGUGAAACAAGCUCGAGAUACCCCAAACCGGUCUCCUCUUCUCGACUUUCUAAUCAGCGACUUCCUCUACAUGGAUGUCAUCGCCCGCCUCACGUCGACGUUUGAAGAUACGUCAUUAUCUAGGCAGAUCGACUACUUCCCUGAUCCAUCGGAGAACGGACCACAUUCUGAUUCGUUGAUGGGAUUCGCCUGCACACUCUUCCCAAUAAUCGGAGCUGUUGGGGAUAUAGUCGGCUGUAUCCGUGCUAGGAACAUGAAGCGAAAUUCACCCGCGAUAAUAUCACGAGCUAUCGAAUUGAAGAAGGCCAUUGAGCGGUGGUCCCCACAGGUCAACCUUUCGGGAGUCGACAAUCCCUCAUCUACAGUGUCCGACUCAAUACAGACUGCCGAAGCGUAUCGCUGGGCUACGCUCUUGCUUCUUCAGCAAGCCGUGCCCGAAUUGCCAGAUAAAUCAUCAUAUUGGCAGCUUGGUCAGAAAGUCCUUGUUUUCUUGGCAACCAUCCCUCUGUCGUCUACCACCCUUGUCACACACCAUUUUCCGCUCAUGCAGGCAGGGUGUGAGGCUACUGAAGAGGAGGAUCGCGAGUGGGUCAAAGAACGUUGGGCAACGAUGGGUAAGCGGAUGAUCACUGGGGUCGUGGAGAGAUGUUUCAGCAUCACAGAAGAGGCUUGGAGAAGGAAAGACGAAUAUGCCGCUCGUAAAGGGUUCUGUUCACGGACCGGCGCCAAAGUAUCUCCCCAUCUUUCAUCGAUAGCAGCAGACACAACUGCCGGACUGAAUAGGCUGGACCCCAUGCGUCUCGUCGGUGAAGAUUACGCGACACAGAUGGAAAACUAUGAUAACCGACUACGAAGAGGCUCUAAGGCAGCCCGAUCCGCGUCUCCCGAUUUCCCUAUUUCAUCAGUAUUCAAUACGGGCAUUGACCCGAUCACGAGAUCCGGCAGUGUUGAUUACACGGUUCAAGGACAAUUGCAUUGGUUAGGCGUUAUGAAGGACUUUGGCUGGGAAGUUAUGCUUGGAUGAAAUCAUGAUGCGAAGAACAAUUCACUGUAAGGCUCCAUAUUCUUUUUAUGCAAGGUAAAGCGCAAUACAAAAAUUCACCACACAGUCCUCAGUAUUGGUCAUGACCUCUACGCUACAGCGCACAAGGGAAGGUGACGAGACAUGCCUCAUGAAUUAUGUCCCAAAUUUUUCCAUCACUGGAGCCCACACCCGUUGUCGCCAAACACUACGCCCGCACCUGUCAGGAACACCCUGAUUCACUUUAAUAUCAGAGUGUUUUCUGCCAUGGUGUUGUUCCUCAAGCAACUCCCACUUCCCGCCCAAUCAAUCCUGUAUCCCAUCCACCAGAUUUCCAACUCGGUGUGGUCCAAAAUCGGGUAUACGCUCGUGAGAAACGUUAAUCGGCGACAAAGGAAUAUCGUGAACGGAAAGCCGUG
Aaosphaeria arxii CBS 175.79 is the source of this 3003-nucleotide messenger RNA. RefSeq lists its product as uncharacterized. The transcript is spliced from 4 exons. Gene Ontology annotation, molecular function: DNA-binding transcription factor activity, RNA polymerase II-specific; transcription cis-regulatory region binding; zinc ion binding. Bases 305 to 2587 code for a protein of 760 amino acids. Gene Ontology annotation, biological process: positive regulation of transcription by RNA polymerase II. NCBI's taxonomy places the organism in Eukaryota, Fungi, Ascomycota, Dothideomycetes, Pleosporales. The record is from RefSeq and is a predicted model, not a curated record. Gene Ontology annotation, cellular component: nucleus.